Molecule: messenger RNA, 791 nt
Organism: Quercus lobata
Lineage: Eukaryota; Viridiplantae; Streptophyta; Magnoliopsida; Fagales; Fagaceae
Exons: 4
Coding region: 42-791 (249 amino acids)
Source: RefSeq, a predicted model, not a curated record
ACUACAUCCUCCAUGCAAUUCAUCGGGAAGAGAGGAAGCAGAUGACAACCAAGUUUAACCAGGAGUUGUAUACCAAAAUCAAGGCGAAGAAGAACGAGCCCCUCUCCAGUAUUAGUGCGUGGAGGUUGAGGGUUGUGGAGAAGGAGAAAGAGAAGGAAGUGACAAAGAAAGGCUUGUCCACUCCUACCUUGGACGAAGGGCGCUCUGCUUCUCCAGGUGUCUUCAUCGAGGAGGUUAUUCCCGCCAAGAAGCGCAAGACUGGAGAUAAGGGAAAGAAGAAAGUAGGGGCCAGCAUCUGGGUAGAUGCUGGGACGACUAUGGCUCGAGCAAACGAGGUUAUGACACCUGAGGAGCUCAAGGAGAUCUCUAACGUGCCCUCUCACGAGAUGGUGAACCGCCAUGUGCAUAAGCUCGUCCAGGUGUUGGGAGAGACAAUGCACAUCACUUCCCAGUACCUGUUGAAUGAGAAGAAAGCUGUGGUGGCCACUUUUAAGGCGGAAGCACUGAAGGCUGAAGCUUUUGGCUUGAGAAGGGAUCUGAUAAUGGCCAUGGACGUCAACAACACAUCUAAAGAAAAUAUCCAGGCUUUGACUGAGCAACUGAACACAGAGAGGUUACUAGUGAAGCAGAAGGACAAGCAAAUUGUUACAGCCAACCAAAAAAUAAAGAGUGUUAUUGCUAAGGCCAUCCAUGCCUUUCAACUUACGGACGAGUACAACGCAGUUUUGUUUGGCUGUACUCAGCCAUCUUCUACUGGUACUUGGCCAUUCUCUGAGAGGCUUGGUCUCUGA